UGUUAGUAUAAAAAGGGGGGAAAGGGUUUAAAAUGAGAACAAAGAGCCAUACCAAACACACCAAAAGACUUUUCUCUCCCAUUGACAACCAAAUAACUAGAAACUUUCAAUCAAUACAACCUUCCAAGGUUCAUAGUCCAUCCAAGGAAAACGGACGUAAUCGUCAUGCGUUUGUGACAUGUGCCUACGAUCAUCCUCAAACUCCCUCGCAUCCCACCUUACCAAAGACCUUUAAACAUGUACCACAGACAUUCACUACCGACAUUACUCACGACAGAGCCUUACCCACACAACGUCCUACCAUGGGCGGUAAGACUAUUUCAGCUAUUCGACCUACACAACAGCAGCAUCCCAUCAUGUCUAGCCAUGAUCUCUUGUUACUCAGUCGUCGUAUCGAUCCUCAAGAGUUAUUAACUUCCUCGCCCCAUACCUCGCCUUCCAAACCUCCUCUCCCGCAGCAGCAGCAGCAUAAGCAACAUAAGCAACAGGAGCCACUGUCUAAAAAGCGACCCAAGAUGACGAAACAGAGCGAUCGUGGUGAUGAUGUGGUACAAUUUGUAUGUGAGCCUUGUAAUAAACGGUACAAGACUCGAAAUGGAUACAGCUAUCAUAUCGAACGAUGUAAAUCCCGACGACAACGCCUCCACCGUCAGCCCAUCGAGGGUCCAGCUGUGACGAUCCAAUGUGUGUGUUCAGAGAGCGGAUUAGAAAAGGGUACGAUGAUAGAAUGUAAUACCUGUCAUACAUGGCUUCAUUUGCAAUGCGUAGGACCUAUCGUGGAUGAAUCUAGCUUUGCAUGUACACGAUGUUGUCCCCGGGAAAGCAAUGUCAGAUUAUCCAUGUUAUGUGCAGCAAGAGAUCAGGAUUUUAAUUUUAUGCAAUUGUUGGGUCAAAAAGAAGAUGAUGUAUUAAGUAAUACACAGUGGGAAGACGAAUUUACACAACAAGAAUCAACAACAUCGACAACAGCAAGCUUUCUUCAGGAAUGUUGUUGGACACCGAUGGCAGAUCCUCCUUCCUUAUUGUUUUCAGAUAACCUGUCACUUUUGGAUGAUUUUCCUUCGUCUGAUCUGUUGUCUCCCAGUUUACCUCAGUCGGACUGGCUCCACUUUGCUAACUUUGAAGUUGAUUUUCAACGGGAGGAUGACAUUGUAUUAUAAAUAAAUAAUAAUAAUAAUAAUAAAAAAACGCGUAGUUUUAAAAAAAUAACCAUUCAAAAAAAAAA
This is a messenger RNA of Mucor mucedo, 1225 nucleotides long. RefSeq lists its product as uncharacterized. NCBI's taxonomy places the organism in Eukaryota, Fungi, Mucoromycota, Mucoromycetes, Mucorales, Mucoraceae. The record is from RefSeq and is a predicted model, not a curated record. The coding region runs from base 33 to 1160 and encodes 375 amino acids. The transcript is spliced from 2 exons.